CGGCGGGGCCGCCACAAUCACGGCGGAGGAGGAGGAGGAGGAGGAAGGACGGGAGCGGGCGGAGGAAGAGCGGGGCCGGUCCCGGUCCCGUCCUGUCCCGGCGGGCCCCGCCGUGCCUGUGAGCCCGCCCGCCCGGGUGGGGAGCGGAGCGGAGCAGCGGGCAGGAGCGGGGCUGGCGGCGUGCGAAGAUGGCUGGGGCCAUCAUCGAGAACAUGAGCACCAAGAAGCUGUGCAUCGUCGGGGGCAUCCUGCUGGUGUUCCAAGUCAUCGCCUUCCUGGUGGGGGGGCUGAUCGCUCCCAGCCCCACUACAGCUGUUCCUUACAUGUCAGUGAAGUGCAUUGAUGUAAGGAAGAACCACCACAAAACCAAGUGGCUGAUGCCCUGGGGACCCAACCACUGUGAGAAGCUCAAGGACUUUGACGAGGCGGUGAGCAGGCAGAUUGAAGCCAACGACAUCGUGUUUGCUGUGCACAUUCCCCUCCCCAGCAAGGAGAUGAGCCCCUGGUUCCAGUUCAUGCUCUUCAUCAUGCAGCUGGACAUUGCAUUCAAGAUGGACAAUGACCUAAAAGAGAAUGCAGAGAUCACCCUGGAUGUGUCGCUGGCGUAUCGUGAUGACAUGUUUGAUGACUGGAAGGAAAUAGCACAUGCAAUAGAGAUCAGGAAGCUGAAAUGCACCUUUGGCUCACCAAAAACCCUGGAGUCGGAGGGCCGUCACUAUGACUGUGACUUCCUGCCCUUCAUGGAGAUCGGCAGCGUGGCUCACAAGUACUACCUGCUCAACAUCCGCCUGCCCGUGAACGAGAGGAAGGGCAUUAACGUGGGCAUCGGGGAGAUCAAGGACAUCCGCCUCGUGGGCAUCCAUCAGAACGGAGGCUUUACAAAAGUGUGGUUUGCCAUGAAGACCUUCCUCACACCCAGCAUUUUAAUCAUCAUGGUCUGGUACUGGAGACGGAUCACACUGAUGACACGUGCUCCUGUGCUGCUGGAGAAGGUCAUCUUUGCUCUAGGAAUUUCCAUGACAUUCAUUAACAUCCCCGUGGAGUGGUUUUCCAUCGGAUUUGACUGGACUUGGAUGCUGCUCUUCGGAGACAUUCGACAAGGCAUUUUCUAUGCCAUGCUCCUGUCUUUCUGGAUCAUCUUCUGUGGGGAGCACAUGAUGGACCAGAACGAGAGGAAUCGUCUCUCGGGGUACUGGAAGCAGGUUGGACCCAUAGCUGUUGGCUCCUUCUGCCUCUUCAUCUUUGACAUGUGUGAGAGGGGAGUGCAGCUGAAGAACCCCUUCUACAGCAUCUGGACCACUGAAGUUGGCACGGAGCUGGCUAUGGCCUUUAUUAUAGUUGCGGGAAUCUGCCUGUGUCUCUAUUUCCUCUUCCUGUGUUUUAUGGUCUUCCAAGUGUUCAGGAACAUCAGUGGGAAGCAGUCAAGCCUCCCAGCCAUGAGCAAGGCUCGCCGCCUUCAUUACGAGGGGCUGAUUUUUAGGUUCAAGUUCCUGAUGCUCAUCACCCUGGCGUGCGCAGCAAUGACAGUCAUCUUCUUCAUCGUGAGCCAGGUGACCGAAGGCCACUGGAAGUGGGGGGACAUCACGAUACAAGUGAACAGUGCCUUCUUCACCGGCAUCUAUGGGAUGUGGAACCUCUACGUGUUUGCCCUCAUGUUCCUGUACGCACCAUCGCACAAGAACUACGGUGAAGACCAGUCCAAUGGUGACCUGGGCGUGAACAGCGGGGAAGAGCUCCAGCUCACCACCACCAUCACCCACGUGGACGGGCCCACGGAGGUUUACAAGCUGGCUCGGAAGGAGGCUCAGGAGUGAUGCUGAGGUGGCCUCAUCGGGACCCAGACUGGGGUGGAGAGCAGAGGACAGCACAAGGCCUGUGGCAGGAGCCCUCUCCGACCUGCCUUGCUCCUCGAGCACCCCGUGCCUCGUGUGUUUCACAGAGCGUGACACCGAGCAGAGCAUUUGUAAACUCUUUUUAA
Molecule: messenger RNA, 1978 nt
Organism: Pezoporus occidentalis (night parrot)
Lineage: Eukaryota; Metazoa; Chordata; Aves; Psittaciformes; Psittacidae
Gene: WLS
Product: Wnt ligand secretion mediator
Exons: 12
Coding region: 189-1814 (541 amino acids)
Biological process (GO): Wnt signaling pathway; Wnt protein secretion; intracellular protein transport
Cellular component (GO): organelle membrane; endomembrane system
Molecular function (GO): Wnt-protein binding
Source: RefSeq, a predicted model, not a curated record